Microplitis demolitor is the source of this 436-nucleotide messenger RNA. RefSeq lists its product as uncharacterized. The coding region runs from base 57 to 410 and encodes 117 amino acids. The record is from RefSeq and is a predicted model, not a curated record. NCBI's taxonomy places the organism in Eukaryota, Metazoa, Arthropoda, Insecta, Hymenoptera, Braconidae. The transcript has 3 exons.
CAAUGCUGUGAUAAGAUCUAAUGUUUCUACUCCUAUAAAAGACAAUUUAUUAUCCGAUGAUUCCCCUCAACAAAGUACGUUUACCACCGUGCAAAGCUGAAUUACAACAACAUCUUUUACGAACGCAAUAUAUAACGAGUAUUUGGAGAAAUGCAUAUUUACGAUUCCCCAGCUCUUUGACACCGGAUAGAAACGGAUGGGCACUUAAUGAGGAUACGCUAGAUUUUCACUGGUUUGACAGAGAUUGUAUACCACAAUCAGUAUUCGACGCUCUUGUCCAUGACAAUAAUAAACAAAAUGAUAUUGGAAAUGUUAUUGCAGAUGAUGCAGAGGAUGAUGAAGCGGACACAGAUGAAUCUGAAGAAGAUUCUGAUAGCUCUGAUGAAGGAGCAUCCACAGAUGAAGAAUAACAAUUUAUUUAUGAAUUAAAUUUAUA